AUGGCUUGGUUUAUAUCUAAUAGAUAUCCAGAAUUUGAGACCAAAAUUGAAGCGGCCACCUCUGAAUCUAUCCCCAAUGGCGAUAUAGAUUUUGGAAUCGCCUUAGAAAUAACAGAUACUAUCCGAUCCAAACAAGUUCCCCCAAAAGAGGCGAUGCGUUUACUCAAGAAGAGAUUCGUUAAUGCAGAGAACAUAAAUAUGCAAAAAUCAGCCUUUAAGUUGAUAGACUUUUGUAUCAAAAAUGGUGGGGAACAUUUUAUUCUGGAUAUAGCGUCGAAAGAAUUCAUGGAUCCGUUGAUCAAUCUUUUGAAAUCUGAUGAUGUCAAUGACUCUGUUAAGACCUACAUAUUGGAGCACAUCCAAGCAUGGUCAAUAAUGGUAAGCACGAAUCCAAAGUUUGAAUACAUUAAUCAAACAUACAAGAGGUUACAGAACGAUGGUUUUGAAUUUCCAAUGAUAAACGAAGUUGUGGAUCCAAACAUGAUAGUAUCUAAAGUGGCACCCGAAUGGCAAGACUCGGAUGCUUGUAUGAUAUGCUCCAAACUAUUCACAUUUCUGAAUCGGAAACACCACUGCCGUGCGUGUGGGGGUGUUUUCUGUGGUGCACAUUCUUCUAAUACGAUUGAACUACCCGAAUUUGGGAUUACUAUCCCAGUAAGAGUUUGCGAUACGUGUUAUAGUGAGAGGAAAGCUGCUAGAAAGAAAAACAGCAAGAAACAUAACAGAAAAAAAUCUGACAUUGCAAAGGUUGCAACUGACUUGGGAACAGAAGAUGAAGAAUUUAAAAAGGCUAUUGAAUUGUCAUUAAAUGAAUCAGCACCGAAGAGUUCAGCUGUUUCGCACCAGCUAUCUGUUGGUGAUAUUCGACCUACUGAAGAUGAUGAAGACGAGGAUGUGAAGGCUGCCAUUCAAGCAAGUUUGCAAGACUUGAAUAAGGAGACCAUUUCGAAUGAUCAUGUUAGAGAAGAGACCAAGAGCACAGGCCUGUAUGCUAACUUAGUACAAGAACCUUAUUCUGCUUCAUUGACGCCGAUGCAAGAAGGUAGUGGCAGAAAUACGAGCAGCAAUGAACCGGCUUAUUUACAAAAUCCACCGCAACAUGCCGUGGGUGACGCAUUUUACGUUUCAACUGGGAUACGGGGAGAGGAUGAAAGAGUUGUUGUUAAUUUUGUUGACAUACUUAAUAAGGUACAAUCCGAGCCCCCGCAAAAGCGCCGCUUUGACUCCAGUUUGAUUAAAAUGAAUUCAGAUUUGGUUUUGCUUCACCCAAAGGUUGGUGCAGCAAUAGCUAAUCAACUACAGGAAAUUGAAAAAUACCAAACAUUAUAUUCAAAGUUGUUCGCCAUAAGUAGACUAUACGAUGAUACACUACAAACAAGAUUUCAAAAGGAACAGGAGAUCCUAAGAGCGCAACAUACAAGGUUUGGUGCGUUUCCGUUGAAACUGCAAUCCCAAAUGUCUUCUCAACCCGAAGUACCUCUUCAACCACACAGAGUUCCUUUACAGCAACAGUCCUCCCUAGAACCCCAAUCUACAUAUUCACAUCAACCACAAGUGUAUAAACUGCAGCAAUAUCAGCAGAAUUUGCCGCCCCAACCGCAGGAACAACAGCCUCCAGCUAGUCAGGGGCAGUCCUAUCAAUUCGAUCUCAAAUCACCAGUUGAUGGAGCUCAUGAGGUUGCACCAACGGUAACGUACAAUGUACCGGCACAAACAACUGGUAUCGUUGGAAUACAAGGUCCUAACCUUGCAGUAUUGUCGAGUUUGGAAUAUGCACCCAUUCCUGAAACAACAGGUGUGCCUGUCAAUUCAGAGAUAACCGUCUCUCAUACAGGAACAAACGGAGAAGUCAAGGCGGCACCGACAUUAAAAGUUGAAACAAAACCGGAACCAGAAGUAGUUAAUCUCAUAGAUUUAUAG
Molecule: messenger RNA, 1920 nt
Organism: Pichia kudriavzevii
Lineage: Eukaryota; Fungi; Ascomycota; Pichiomycetes; Pichiales; Pichiaceae
Exons: 1
Coding region: 1-1920 (639 amino acids)
Molecular function (GO): ubiquitin binding; phosphatidylinositol binding; metal ion binding
Source: RefSeq, a predicted model, not a curated record